AUGGACGUAGAGGCGCCCAAGGACACGCUCCCCGUGCCGGUGCCGGCGCCGCGUGGCAAGGGUUUGCACUGGCUCCUGGUGGCGGUGAACUGCGGUAUGCUCUCGCUGGGCACCACGGGCGGGCCGCUCCUCAGCCGCCUCUACUACAGCAAGGGCGGGCACCGGCAGUGGCUGUCCGCGUGGCUGGAGACCGGCGGCUGGCCGCUGCUGCUGAUCCCCGUGGCGGCGUCCUACCUCACCCGGCGCGCCCGCGACCCUCGCGCGCCGCUGGUGCUGACGCGGCCGCGCAUCCUGCUCGCGGCGGCGGCGCUCGGGGUGGCCACGGGCGCGGACGACUUCCUGUACGCGUACGGGCUGUCCUUCCUGCCGGUGUCCACCUCCGCCAUCCUCAUCUCGACGCAGCUCGCCUUCACCGUCUUCUUCGCGUUCCUCGUCGUGCGGCAGCGGCUGACGGCCCCGUCGCUGAACGCGGUGGCGCUGCUGACGAUGGGCGCCGUGGUGCUGGGCCUGCACGCGUCGUCGGACCGCCCCGCGGGGGUGAGCCGGGGCCAGUACUGGCUGGGCUUCGUCCUCAGCCUCGGCGCCGCGGCGCUGUACGGGCUGGUGCUGCCGCUGGUGGAGCUCACGUACAAGCGCGCCGCCGCGGGUGGUGGUGGCGGCGUGCUGACGUACGCGCUGGUGAUGGAGAUGCAGCUGGUCAUGGGCUUCUUCGCCACCGCCUUCUGCACCGUCGGCAUGAUCGUCAACAACGAUUUCCAGGUCACGCGUCCCUCGCCCUACACUAGUCCUUGA
Messenger RNA from Lolium rigidum, 792 nucleotides. Its product is annotated as purine permease 1-like. Lineage: Eukaryota; Viridiplantae; Streptophyta; Magnoliopsida; Poales; Poaceae. The coding region runs from base 1 to 792 and encodes 263 amino acids. The record is from RefSeq and is a predicted model, not a curated record. The transcript has a single exon. Gene Ontology annotation, cellular component: membrane. Gene Ontology annotation, molecular function: purine nucleoside transmembrane transporter activity.